AACCCAACCGAGUCGCACAUCGCCGGUCGGCUUCUUUAAUCCCUUUUCGAGGUGGACUGGCGGGUUUUCUCUCGUAGAAACUUGGAUCGCUCGUGAAGAUCCCCGCCGCCCGAAAGCUCUGCAGGAAAGCCCAGUCAGGAACUAUCCGGGAAGAGAACGAGCUCGAUGAGGAUCUCCGCUGCGCUUUUCAUCUAUCUCAUCUUAUUCUCUUCAACGAGGUUUCAAGCUAAUGGAGCAUCCGAUCCCGCGCUGGAGGAGCCCAAAGCGAAGAACAAGUUCCGAGAACGAGAAGCCAGCGAUGACAUGCUCGGCCAUUCCAAUCUUGACGAGGAUUCUUUGUUGAACACCAAGUGCCCACGGCAUGUGGAAUUGCGAUGGCAAACUGAAGUUAGCUCGAGCAUUUACGCCACGCCCCUCAUUGCGGAUAUCAAUAGUGAUGGCAAACUUGAAGUGGUGGUUCCAUCUUUUGUUCAUUACUUGGAAGUGCUGGAGGGAACUGAUGGAGAUAAAAUGGCAGGUUGGCCUGCUUUUCAUCAAUCGACAGUUCACUCCAGUCCCCUCUUAUAUGACAUAGACAAAGAUGGUACUAGAGAGAUAGCCUUGGCUACCUACAAUGGUGUGAUUAACUUUUUCAGGGUGUCUGGAUAUUUGAUGACAGAGAAAUUAGAGGUACCUCGGAGAAAAGUUCGUAAAGAUUGGUAUGUUGGCUUGCAUCCAGACCCUGUGGAUCGUUCUCAUCCAGAUGUUGAUGAUGCUUCUCUUGCCAAGGAGUCUUCUGAUAAGAACUCAAUGUCUGAUAUCAGUGAGAAUAUGUCUGGGUCAAAUACAUCUACAACCACAACUGGAAGCCUGCAUUCAUCAGGGAAUUUGUCUCAGCAAGGGGAUCAAGGUACACAUGACCCAACUCAAUCUGGUCAAGAGAAUAGAUUGCCUGCUAAUCAGGAUACUGGAACUGCCACAAAUGAGUCUCUAGGAAGUUUAACAGUGAAUUCUGCAAGCUCCCAAAGGAGGCUUCUUGAAGAUGUUGAUUCUAAAGGUGCUCAAGAGGGAGAUUCUGAUUCUCGUAAUAAUAUUGAUGAUGUGGAUCAUGCUGCAACUGUGGAGAAUAAUGAGGCUUUGGAAGAUGACGCGGAUUCCUCUUUUGAUAUAUUCAGAGAUGCAGAAGAUCUUCCUGAUGAAUAUAGCUAUGACUAUGAUGAUUAUGUUGAUGAAUCAAUGUGGGGUGAUGAAGAUUGGAUUGAAGAAAAGCAUGAGAAAUUGGAAAAUUAUGUUAACGUGGAUGCUCACAUUCUUUGCACUCCAGUAAUUGCAGAUAUCGACAGUGAUGGUGUACAGGAGAUGGUUGUUGCUGUGUCUUACUUCUUUGAUCGCGAGUACUAUGAGAAUCAAGAGCAUUUAGCGGAGUUGGGUGGUAUUGACAUCGAGAAGUAUGUGGCAAGUGGAAUUGUUGUUUUCAAUCUUGACACCAAGCAAGUGAAAUGGACUGCUGAUCUAGAUUUGAGUAUUGAUAAUGGAAGUUUCCGUGCCUAUAUAUACUCCUCUCCCACAGUUGUUGACUUGGAUGGUGAUGGAAACAUGGACAUUCUUGUUGGAACUUCCUUUGGAUUGUUUUAUGUUUUAGAUCAUCAUGGUAAAGUGAGAAAUAAAUUUCCCCUUGAGAUGGCUGAGAUUCAGGGACCAGUAGUGGCAGCAGAUAUUAAUGAUGAUGGUAAAAUUGAAAUUGUGACUGCUGAUACCCAUGGAAACGUUGCUGCGUGGACUACGGAAGGAGAUGAAAUUUGGGAAAAGCAUCUUAAGAGCCUCAUUCCACAGGGGCCAACCAUUGGAGAUGUGGACGGUGAUGGGCAUACUGAUAUUGUAGUCCCUACUAUCUCAGGAAACAUAUAUGUUCUAAGAGGAAGAGAUGGUUCUUUAGUCCAUCCAUUCCCAUACAAAACACAAGGAAGGGUGAUGAAUCAGGUUUUAUUGGUUGAUUUAAGCCAACGCGGUCAAAAGAUGAAGGGGCUGACACUUGUUACAACAUCGUUUGAUGGCUAUUUGUACUUAAUUGAUGGUUCCACAGCUUGUGCAGACGUUGUUGACAUUGGCGAAACUUCUUACUCAAUGGUCUUGGCUGACAAUGUUGAUGGUGGAGAUGAUCUUGAUCUUAUUGUUACUACCAUGAAUGGAAAUGUGUUCUGCUUUUCCACCCCCUCACCUCACCACCCUCUGAAGGAGUGGAGAUCACCAAACCAGGGAAGGAACAAUGCUGCUUUUCGAUUCAACCGUGAAGGCAUUUAUGUCUCACAUGCUUCGAGGGCUUUCCGUGAUGAAGAAGGGAAACAUUUUUGGGUGGAGAUAGAGAUUGUUGACAAGUACAGGUUUCCCUCGGGGUUUCAAGGGCCUUACAAUGUUACGACCACUUUAUUAGUUCCUGGAAAUUACCAAGGUGAGAGGCGCAUAGCGGUUAACCAGGUGUACGAUCAACCUGGAAAGCAGCGGAUUAAGCUUCCGACUGUGCCUGUUAGAACAACAGGGACUGUCUUGGUGGAGAUGGUUGACAAAAAUGGCCUUUAUUUCACUGAUGAAUUCUCUAUUACAUUUCAUAUGCAUUACUAUAAGCUACUGAAGUGGCUGCUGGUCCUGCCAAUGCUUGGAAUGUUUGGCAUCCUUGUCAUACUCCGACCACAAGAAGGUGCACCUUUGCCAUCGUUUUCUCGCAACACUGAUUAAUUAUCCGACACCAUGUUUAUUUAACCAUGCAAUCUCAAGAAUCUUUCAAGGUGGUCACUGGCGCAUUAUUAAUCAUUUUGAUGAACUCGAGUUUCCAAGACCUCUUUGUGGAAAGUCUUGACUGCUAAAUCAAUGUAGGUCGAGGAAUAUGUAUUUUACAAGGCAGAAUAUUUGCAAUCCAAGGCGGAUUCUCUUGUAUAUUUGCCUGAUGUUGAAGUAGAUAUAGUGCUUAGCAGUUUACUUGGCUAAAUGAUCCAUCUUAAAUGAAUUGCUUAUUUAUA
Molecule: messenger RNA, 2993 nt
Organism: Dioscorea cayenensis subsp. rotundata (Guinea yam)
Lineage: Eukaryota; Viridiplantae; Streptophyta; Magnoliopsida; Dioscoreales; Dioscoreaceae
Product: protein DEFECTIVE IN EXINE FORMATION 1
Molecular function (GO): protein binding
Source: RefSeq, a predicted model, not a curated record